AUGGAGUCACUCCCCACAAGCCUGUCCCAAGCGUUGGACGUCCCCUUCUCCUCUACGCGUCAAUGCUCAGUGCAGCUGCCCUCAGAUAUUGCGGUCGGCUCUGUCAUUUAUGGUGGCUAUGUAGCCAGCGCCAUGACCAAAUAUGCACUCUAUUACGCCUCCCAACACCCCAAACUGGAAACCCAGAUUGAUCUUCGAAACCCUUAUGUCCAAUUCUACCGUCCGAUAUUUGCCUCGGCACCGUUGAUUAUGACCUUGCGAGAAAAUGAGAAGAUCACCGCGUCUGCGGAUAUAGCCAUCACCAACUUGUCCAUCACAGGCAUAACCCUUCAAACAGACUGGCGUCUCUCCACUACCCCCUCUCCCGUGGACCUCACGAAACUCGAGACUGAUAGUGACCCGAACUGGAUUUCUUACCACUGCGCAUUCUAUCCCGAAGGAUUCCGAAGGGGCCAGUCCUACGUCAAGAACUUCAUCCUGAGAUUUGUCGGAGACAUGGCGCUUCCCAUUCAAGAGAACUAUGACCCUUACGAAGAAGGGAAGCCGUUUCCGAUGGGGAGUAUAGCGGCCAUACUCGAGUUUACGAAGCGCCAGGAAAAGGCCCGCAAUGAAGGACGGAGCGAUUGGAGAAUUCUCAAUGAUGAUGGCACCAGAAACUUUUGGGCCAAAAUGUUGAAUGUCUCCUUGACUCUCUCUACAGAGAUCAAGCAAAGGCUUCCCGCGGAGGGCGUCCGAUGGCUCUACUUGCGGACCGAGUGCAAGAGGAUCUUGAACGGCCAAAUGGAUAUGGAGGUUCUUAUUUUUGAUGAAAGGAUGGAUCUGAUUGCUAUCAGUCAGCAGAUAGCGGCUCUGGUACCUGCUAACUCGAAGAUCCAGAAGUUGUGA
This is a messenger RNA of Aspergillus neoniger CBS 115656, 885 nucleotides long. Its product is annotated as PKS-like enzyme. NCBI's taxonomy places the organism in Eukaryota, Fungi, Ascomycota, Eurotiomycetes, Eurotiales, Aspergillaceae. The record is from RefSeq and is a predicted model, not a curated record. The transcript has 5 exons. The coding region runs from base 1 to 885 and encodes 294 amino acids.